AUGCGGCAAGAAGAAGCUGUAUAGUUGCAGAAGAAGAUCAUGAGUGCAAAAUUCGACUUCAAUGACUUCUUAAAGCAAUCCCAAAAUGUUGCGAAAAUGGGUUCCAUGAGCCACGUGAUUGGAAUGAUUCCAGGCAUGAACAAGCUUACUCCUGCACAAAUACGGGAAGCAGAGAAAAGACUUGCAUUCGUGGAGUUGAUGAUCAAUGCAAUGACUGCUGAUGAAAGGGAGAGGCCAGAGUUAUUGGCCGAAUCACGCGAGAGGAGGAUCAGAGUGGCUGAGGAGUCUGGAAAGACCGAACAAGAGGUGAGCCAACUGGUUGCCCAGCUUUUCCAAAUGCGUGCUCAGAUGCAUAAAUUGAUGGGUAUGGUGCAAGGACAAGAAGGCAUGGGAGAUCUCAUGAAUAUUUGCAUUUCCGUUAGUCCACAUGUUAGAGGGCUCGUGAAGGAGCAUAUCGCCUCGUUCAACUACUUCAUCAACAAAGGAAUCAAGAACAUUGUCCAGGCAAACAAUCGAAUUGAAGCGCGCAAUGACCCAUCCAUUUAUCUUAGGUACCUUGACGUGCAUCUUGGCACACCCUCGGUACAAGUGGAUUACAAAAUUGAAGAUAUCACACCACACUUUUGCCGCCUUUCUGAUCGCAUGCCUCCGAUCUCUUUGCAACCCCAAGUGCUCCUAACCUGGCCACUCUACCAGCUCCUCUUGCUGUCGCCCCAACUCCCCUUGCUGCUCCGAUCAGCAAGCCAGGGGUGGGGGAACCCUCAGUCGCUGCCCUCGACUGGUCGGAGUUUCCGACCCUGAUAUUGAAUGUUCUGAAAAGCAUUGUGCUACACGGAUAUUCCCUUGAUACAAGGACGAGCCAGUUGCAGGCUGAGCUCGAGGUGGCCAAGAAGUGCAACGUGGAGCUCAAGCUCCAACUGCAAGAGGCGCGCUCAUUCCAACAGAAAGCCGUCAAGGAACAAGAACCAAGUAAUAUUAUGGUUAGUUUUUCAUAUCACAUCACUAUAUGCAUCUGUACUACCCUUAGACCCUAUUAUUUGAACCCAUUCAUCUGUGUACGUAUUUGUUUUGUUCAACAGGAACCCACACAACAGUUGUCUGCUUCAGAGUCACAAGUGAAUUUGGACAGUACAAAUAUUGAGAUAAAUAAACUGCAAGGGCAAGAUAUAGAAUGCUUAUCAAAAGAUCACAAUGUUAACUGCCUGAAUCCUUCCAAUGUGGCUGAAAUAUGUAUGAAAAAACUCAAAAUUGACUAUCCAUAAGGACAAUACUUUAGAGGGUUUUCCCAAGAAAAAGCUUCUUAUGUUAGAUCUUAAUGGUUUGCUUGUGGAUAUCACCUGGGGCUAUGGCAGUUUCCACGAUGCUCACAUGGCUGAUGGCAAGGUUGGAGGAAAAUUAGGUGAAUUUUUUUGUUUUAUUGAUUAUAAUUAUUAUUUGCAACAAUGUUCAUCGAUAAUAUAAUAGCAGAUGUUAAUAUACAGUGUUAUAUAUUUUUACCAGUCUUUCAAAGGACUCGUUUUGAUGACUUUCUCAAUUUUGCACCUAAAGUUUGAGUUGGGAAUAUGGUCCUCAAGAUUCGGUUGUUGACAUUGUUAUGAAGGAUUUCAAACCACGUCUACUCUUUGUUUGAGUAGGUCAACUAAAAACGUUCUUGUUCUCGAUUCGGUUGUUGACAUUGUAUAUCGUACUGCCGCGCAUCAUCUUUGCUUAGCUCGUAGAGCCUUAUCUUGCUGCAUUUAAUGCGACAGGACAGAACGAUGCCCUUCUGCACCGUUCCUGUCCGCUUGCCUCUCUGCGUCGUCUCAGUUCACUAAUGUAUAAAGGUCCAAUAGCCAAUCAUAGCAAACUAAUGGAUAAAGGUAAACAUGCAAGGAUAUAUUGCAAGAAGUAAAUGCAGAAAUGUAAAUAAAGUAGAGAGAGCAAACUUAGUACAAGGGAUUUUUAUCCUGUGGUACCGAUGGCAUAAACUCUACCUCUAGGUUAGAGCAGCCACCUAGGCUAUAGCUCCCGGACGGCACCCAGUCAUGGCCCUUAAUCCACCUAGGUCUUAAAUAGGUUGAGCCGUCAAGCCACUAAGGUAAGGCCUCACAACAAUCUCUUUCGGUCACUUAUCGUCGUCUUCACUUCGGACCUUGAGCCACCAAAGCAAAAGUCUUCACGUCCCCAUACAAGAGUCUUACCACUGCUCCAUACCAAGUCGGAGGGUCAAUAAGAUUGAGCCACCAAGGUCCAAGGUGUCGACGAGUCACCAAGACUCUAAGGUGUCGGCGCACCAUUUGGUACAAGUUAGGAUCACUCAUUGAUCCUCUAUCUAGGAAGCAACACCUAGCAAUAACUCUCUCUAGCCCUGUUAGCACUAAUCACUUCCUAAUUAUGUGCUUAAUUGCCUUGGAUGAUCAUUUUAAGUAUUUUGGUGACUUGGAUGUCUUAGCUUCCCUGAACUCCAGCACAUUCAAAUGACCAAAUGGGGGGUAUAAAUAGCUUUAACCCUGCGAACUAGCCGUUGCUCCAACGGUCAAAGAAGACUGUGAACACCGGAUGAUCCGAUGUUAACAACAGUAUAAACACCAGACCAUCCGGUGUGUACAGCAGUAGAAAACUAGCCGUUGCACCCCACACAAACACAUUGUGAACACCUGAUAUUCUGGUGUAACUUUUAACUCCAUCACUGGACUAUUCAGUGUGUAGACUUGAGCCAACCGAGCCACUUCUUCACUGUGCAUUUGUUCGGCAUGUAUACUUCUGAUCACCAGAUCAUCCGGUGUAUACAACCACAUCAGACUAGAAUUUGCAGCAUCACUUGGAAAAUACUCCGGUGAGGCUAUCUCAGAUAUCACUGGAUAAUCUGGUGUUCAUAUUAACACCGGACCAUUCUUUGAGUGUAAUUUUAUCUGAACUCAUCUAAUUCAACCUUUCUUGAGUUCGGCUUUGGUGGCUUCUUCUAAUAUAACAUAUACUUAACAAACAUGUUGGUCCUAUUGAUUAUGUUGUCAUUAAUCACUAAAAUCACACAUACCCUAAAAAGGCUAUGUUCGCUACAAACACCGACAUAUCGAUGUCUUCAUCAGCCGUCAUAUCGUUGCCUCUGUCUUCUUCGACUGUGGACUGCUCAUCAUGCACAACCUCCUCAUUUUCACUGUGCUCGAUCCAAUGGAUAUAGCUAGGAUUGAAACUCCUGCAAAACAAGUGUGCACGGAUCUGCUCUAUGCCUAGAAACUGCUUCUUAUUCUUAUAAUCAAUUUACGGACAUCAUGAAAGUGCAUCUAGGCCUCCAAGUGGGUUUUGGUGAUAAUGACAAAACAAUAAAAGAACUAAUGAGUUUUAUGAGUUUUGGACAUGUGUUAAUUCCAUCAAGUAAGAAAUGUGAUGCGUUGUGAAUCCCCCAAAAAUGGGUAAAGGAAAGCGAUUUGGCUCCUAUGCUUUUUGAAUUCUUUUAUGCUUUAUUUUUGAGUUUAGGAUGCCGUACUAUAAAGGGGAUAUGAAAUCUACUUGUUUGUACAGAAACAGUGCUCAAAAGUCCAAACAAACCCAUAAGAGUCGUAGAAAGUUAGCCCUAAAACUUUUGUUUCAGAAAAAUGCGGAAGGUCCGCACUUCUGUGCGGAGGGUCCGCACUUUGGUGAGUUCUCGGCUAACUGCGUAUAGUCCGCACUUUUCUGUGGAGGGUCCGCACUUUUUCAAAGCAUAAUGGCUAGUUUUUGAGUGUGGAGUAUAAAAACCCCCACACCCUUCAAUGCAACAGCCUCUGACCUCUUUAAUUCCGACCAGCUUUGAGACAAAAGGCUUCUAUCACAUUAAAAGCUCAUUUUCACUCCUCUUUUGAGAUUCUUGUUGAGAUCUUUGCUUGGGUUGAGUGAAUUUAAGCAAGAGUGCUAGUGAAGUACAAAGUCAUCUUUGAGCACUCGUUUGUUCGUCAAAGCCGGUGGUUUUAAGUUCUUUACUCUUGGUGGUUCGUCCACCUAGACGGUAAGGCGUUGCCCGUUGAGCUCCCAAGUUUGUGGUGAGCCUCGGGAAGUUUGUAUCACCCUGACAAGAUAACCACAGGAAUGGUUCCAAAGCGGGACGAUGGGACAAAGCUCGGUAGUGCCAUCAAUGUUCCAGAAUGUAUCAGGCCAGCAGUCCUGCAUAAGCUCCGUGCAAUCCUGGACUACACAGGGCCAGCCAAUCCUAGCAGAAAUUUUGAGGAGCCACAAGGUCAUCACGACAUUUAACAGCGAUGGAAAGAAGCGGUACGGCUGGGCCUGCUUUGACCUGCAGACAAGCGCUGAUGUCAUUCUGGUGUGGAACAUUGCGACCAGUCUCUGCGAGAUCGCGCUUGCUAAAACACAAGGCGUUGACUUAAGCAAACCUGGGUUUCUGUUCUCCCUCUUGUCCUGCUUCACAUGUUGCUGCUCAUCCAAACCAUAUCUUAUCAAUGUGGAUGAAAAGAAAGAAGAGAAGAAGGGCAAUGGCAUACACCAGCAACCCUAGUUUUUUUUGCUCCCUCUUGUCGUGCUUCGAAGAUUGCUGCUCACCCAAAUCGGAUGAUAGGAAGUUAUCUGAAGAGCUCAAGAAAAGAUACAUCAUAGCGAAUAGCUUGUCGCGGUACUGUGCAUAUCUACUUGUUUCAAAGCCUGACCUGAUUCCUGAUAGCUUUCUUGUGCCCGAAAUGGUCUUCCAAAAAACUGUGAAGAGUGCCCGCGAUGACAUUCUAAAAGGCUGUGAUUCGUUAGAAAUCAGGUACUACAAACUGCGCUUAGAAGCAUAUAAAGCUGCAGAAGACUCUGACAACGUAAAGAAGGGAGAAGAUGUUGUGAAAAAAGAUGCAAUGCUGGGCAAAGCACUACUAGAUCAUGAGGGCGAAGAAGGCUGCUGGGAGAUCCUGGCAGGGGUAUGGACUGAAUUAAUUAUACACAUUGCACCCACUUGGAAUGCAGAGGCACACAAGAAGUGUCUCAAGUCUGGAGGGGAGUUCAUAACCAACAUUUGGGCCUUGCUUUGGCACUGUGGCAUCGAGAAGAGUAGCUUGUGGCCAACGGAUGAUGCCUCUGAAAACAAUGCUCCUACAGAUCUUCUGGAUAAUGAUGACAGAAAUAACAACUUCAAUACUGUGGAGGGGAUGCAGCAAGCUGGUACAGAUGCGAGGAACCACCAGAUCAGAAUCGAAGCGCACGAAAAUUAAGGACUGGACCAAGGGCAAUAGAGAGCAUAGGGAGCUUAGAGACCGAGGAGGUGUCCCAGGACGUGACAGUAGAGGACCUAAAUGUUCAGAUAGGCAUCACCGGGCAAAACCGAAACAAGAGUAAAGUGAAGGUUGAGGACAUACUUCCAGAGCACCCCAAGGCACCUUGAAGGACAAGUCUGAUACUAUACAGCCAGAAGUCAUGCAGCAAGACUGCAAUAAUGUCCUGAAAUAUGUUAAGCUUUUGCUUGGGAACCUGAUUAGUGCUUUGUAUGUUAUCGGUAAUACUUUUUUAUUUUUCUUGUUGCUGAUUUUUUGUGAUUUCUAUUCAACUCCCAUGUGGGAGAGUAGAGUGUAGAGAGCUUUGUACCCUGUUCUCUAAUGUGGGAGGUUGUAUGGUUACUGUGGUGUGUUUGUAACUUCUAAUUUGGAUGCUGAAGUGGAUUGCUCUAUAUUUCUACUUGCUAGUGGAAACUGAACUUGUGGUUCAAUAGAAUGGGAAUAUAAGCUA
Molecule: messenger RNA, 5670 nt
Organism: Phragmites australis (common reed)
Lineage: Eukaryota; Viridiplantae; Streptophyta; Magnoliopsida; Poales; Poaceae
Product: signal recognition particle subunit SRP54, chloroplastic-like
Exons: 7
Coding region: 40-801 (253 amino acids)
Biological process (GO): SRP-dependent cotranslational protein targeting to membrane; DNA-templated transcription
Cellular component (GO): signal recognition particle
Molecular function (GO): 7S RNA binding; DNA binding; GTP binding
Source: RefSeq, a predicted model, not a curated record